Molecule: messenger RNA, 6526 nt
Organism: Equus caballus (horse)
Lineage: Eukaryota; Metazoa; Chordata; Mammalia; Perissodactyla; Equidae
Gene: SEZ6L
Product: seizure related 6 homolog like
Biological process (GO): synapse maturation; regulation of protein kinase C signaling
Cellular component (GO): neuronal cell body; endoplasmic reticulum
Source: RefSeq, a predicted model, not a curated record
CGCAGCUCGGCCAGAGCGAUCGCGGGGCUGAGCGCGCGUCCGCCCGGGGGCUCCGGCGGCUGCCCCGGCCCGCGGCCCCCUCCCUCGCUCCCGCCUUCCCCUCCUCGCUCGCUGCCUCCCUCCUUCCCCGGCUCCCGAGCCGUCCGCCCGCCGCGCAGCCCGCGGAUCCGCGCCCCCCGCAGCCACGAUGCCCGCGGCCCGGCCGCCCACCGCGGGACUCGGCGGGACCUCGCUGCUCCUCGCUCUGCUCCUGGGGAGCCCCGCGGCAGCUCUGGCUGGAGAUGGGCCACCCGAGGGAGACGCCAGCCCUCCAGGGACUUACCUGAUGCCCUCAGGAGCCCUGGGGAGCAGCAGUCUGAGCCAAGAGAGCCGGGAAGAGAGAGUGACAACCGCGUCCCCGAAUCCGGCGCAGUCAGGAGAAGAGGGUCGGGAGCCUGAGCUGGAAGGGACGGCCCCCUCCGCGCAUCAGGACCCUGCGGCCCUGGCCACGCUGCUACCCGAGGAGGCCGCCACCAAGCAGGCCUUUCCCCCCAGGAAGAAGCUGCCGUCGCUCCAACAGGUGAACUUGGCCAGGAAACAGCUGAGGCCGAAGGCCACCUCCGCCGCGGCCCUCCAGAGGGCGGGGUCCCAGCCAGCAUCCCCGGGCCUGGGCGUCCUCUCCUCCGCCACGGAGAAGCCCCGCCCGCCGGGGGACCCGGACCCCUCGACCUCGGAGGAGACCCGCCGGCCCUCGGAGGAGGAGCCCCUCUGGCUGGACAGGAAGGAAGGCGAGGGGCCCACGACGCCGGCGCCCCUGCAGAUCUCACCCUUCACCGCGCAGCCCUACGUGGCCCACACGCUGCCCCAGAGGCCCGCCCCCGGGGAGCCGGCCCCGCCCGAGGAGGCGCCAGAGGCUCCCCCUGAGGACGCCAGUCCCAUGACCUUGAUGGACAAAGGUGAGAACGAUCUGACCGGGUCAGCCUCCGAGGAGACCACGACUUCCACCAUCAUCACCACCACCACGGUCAUCACGACUGAGCAGGCUCCAGAGCUUCCUCCAGCUCUCUGCAGUGUGAGCUUCUCCGAUCCCGAGGGCUACAUUGACUCCGGAGACUACCCCCCGCUGCCCCUCAGCAACUUCCUGGAGUGCACGUACAACGUGACGGUCUACACUGGCUACGGGGUGGAGCUCCAGGUGAAGAGCGUGAACCUGUCGGAGGGGGAGCUGCUCUCCAUCCGCGGGGUGGACGGCCCCACGCUGACCGUCCUGGCCAACCAGACACUCCUGGUGGAGGGGCAGGUGAUCCGAAGCCCCACCAACACCAUCUCCGUCUACUUCCGGACCUUCCAGGACGACGGCCUCGGGACCUUCCAGCUGCACUACCAGGCCUUCAUGCUGAGCUGCAACUUCCCCCGCCGCCCCGACUACGGGGAUGUCACCGUGAUGGACCUGCACUCCGGCGGGGUGGCCCACUUCCACUGCCACCUGGGCUACGAGCUCCAGGGUGCCAAGACGCUGACAUGCAUCAAUGCCUCCAAGCCCCAUUGGAGCAGCCAGGAGCCCAUCUGCUCAGCCCCUUGUGGAGGAGCUGUGCACAAUGCCACCAUUGGCCGCGUCCUCUCCCCAAGUCACCCUGGAAACACCAAUGGUGGCCAGUUCUGUGUGUGGACAAUUGAGGCUCCAGAGGGCCAGAAGCUGCAUCUGCACUUCGAGAGGCUGUCACUGCAUGAGAAGGACAGAAUGAUGGUGUACAGCGGGCUCACCAACAAGUCCGCUCUUCUCUACGACUCCCUCCAAAUCGAGAGUGUCCCCUUCGAGGGCCUGCUGAGCGAAGGCAACAGCAUCCGCAUCGAGUUCACGUCGGACCAACCGCAAGUGGCCUCAGCCUUCAACAUCCGGUUCGAGGCAUUUGAGAAAGGCCACUGUUACGAGCCCUACAUUCAGAAUGGGAACUUCACCACAUCCGACCCCACCUAUAACAUCGGGACCACAGUGGAGUUCACGUGCGACCCCGGCCACUCUCUGGAGCAGGGCCCGGCCGUCAUCGAGUGCAUCAACGUGCGGGACCCGUACUGGAAUGACACGGAGCCCCUGUGCAGAGCCAUGUGCGGUGGGGAGCUCUCUGCCGUGGCCGGGGUGGUGCUGUCCCCCAACUGGCCAGAGCCCUACGUGGAAGGCGAAGAUUGUAUCUGGAAGAUUCACGUAGGGGAGGAGAAACGGAUCUUCUUAGAUAUCCAGUUCCUGAACCUGAGCAACAGCGACAUCCUGACCAUCUACGAUGGUGAUGAGGUCAUGCCCCAUAUCUUGGGGCAGUACCUCGGGAACAGUGGCCCCCAGAAGCUGUACUCAUCCACACCGGACCUAACCAUCCAGUUCCACUCGGACCCUGCCGGCCUCAUCUUUGGGAAGGGCCAGGGGUUUAUCAUGAACUACAUAGAGGUGUCAAGGAAUGACUCCUGCUCAGAUCUGCCCGAGAUCCAGAACGGCUGGAAAACCACUUCUCACACGGAGCUUGUGAGGGGCGCCAGAAUCACCUACCAGUGUGACCCUGGCUACGACAUCGUGGGGAGUGACACCCUCACCUGCCAGUGGGACCUCAGCUGGAGCAGCGACCCCCCAUUUUGUGAGAAAAUUAUGUACUGCACCGACCCCGGAGAGGUGGACCACUCGACCCGCUUGAUCUCGGAUCCUGUGCUGCUGGUGGGCACCACCAUCCAGUACACCUGCAACCCCGGCUUUGUGCUCGAAGGGAGCUCCCUGCUGACCUGCUACAGCCGCGAAACCGGCACUCCCAUCUGGACGUCCCGCCUGCCCCACUGCGUUUCGGAAGAGUCCCUGGCAUGUGACAACCCAGGGUUACCUGAAAACGGGUACCAAAUUCUGUACAAGAGGCUCUACCUGCCGGGAGAGUCCCUCACCUUCAUGUGCUACGAGGGCUUCGAGCUCAUGGGCGAGGUGACCAUUCGCUGCAUCCUGGGACAGCCAUCCCACUGGAACGGACCACUGCCCGUUUGUAAAGUUAAUCAAGACAGCUUUGAACACGCUCUAGAAGUAGCAGAAGCGGCAGCCGAGACAUCAUUGGAAGGGGGCAAUAUGGCGCUUGCCAUCUUCAUCCCGGUCCUCAUCAUCUCCCUGCUGCUGGGCGGAGCCUACAUUUAUAUCACCAGAUGUCGCUAUUACUCCAACCUGCGCCUGCCCCUGAUGUACUCGCACCCCUACAGCCAGAUCACCGUGGAAACCGAGUUUGACAAUCCCAUCUAUGAGACAGGGGAGACCAGAGAGUAUGAAGUUUCCAUCUAAACAGAGCUCCACUUGAGAAGGGCACUUACAGAUCUGAACUCAACCACGACCUCCUCAAGCAACUCAUCCAGAGAGCAUGUGGCGUUGGAUCGAAACCCCAGAGUGUCGGCUGUCUUCUCUUUAGACUCUUUAUGGAAGAGUUACUGUUUUCUUCACUGUAUUUAUUAUAUUUAAAAUUGAAAUGGGUGUGGUUAGAUGUAUUGCAGCUGCGGCCAAAUUCACGUGACGAGAUCGAUUCUGGAGGCAGGCGGAGGACCUGCAAAUGGCAGACACAGCAGCAGAGGGAAAAAAACAGAAGCAGGUUGAGUUCCUCCCGUCAGCCAGGCCGUGCUACGGCUGCAUCAGACUGCAUGCAUCUUCGGGAGCCAGGCCCACGGUGUCUUUAGUGCAAAUCUAAGUCGCAAGAUUAGGUUGGAAAGGGUGUUUUUUGUUGGGUUAACUUGGGUUGGGAUUUAGCAUGGAGACAUAAACAGGUCCACUCUGAAACACAUCCUGGGUUUGCUCUUCCAAUUUUCCCAGCUUCUAAAAGGUCCUCCCACCUACUCUCCCUCCCUUCCAUGCUCUUUCUGGAGGCAGCAAAAAGGUUACAUAAACAAUUCCUGUUCCCACCCUGGCCUCACUGGAUGCUGGCAAAAUCAGAAACUGUUUUCUCUCUAUAAAGGUGACAAAUGACCAAGGAAAGUUUUCAGAGAAGAUGGGAGAUGUGAGAGUUCCGGUGAAGAACUGGAUGAGGGGGGGACAUUGGGUGAGGGAGUGGAGUUAAAAUGUUCUUUUCUUUGACACCCCUUCAACGGUGAAAGAGCAGACAAUUUAUGCUACAAGUGCCAGAAUCGGUCACCUCGUUCAGCAAGGCCACCCUCAAGUCGUGACAAUAGAUCCACGGGCUUCAGAGGCAUGGGCAGCGUCACCCAUAUAAGUUAUAAGGGUUUAUGUUGGGGAUGGGGGUGCCAUGUGGAAUCCAGGGGUGAGCUCUGUAUUUAUCCUGGGGUACUGAAAUGCCUGAGCCCUCAAAAUAGGGCAGGUUCAAGUGCACAAGCCACAGACAAACUUCAGAAUAGAUUUGCAAUCAAGUAUUUCGGGGGCGGGAGGGUCCUAGGAGGAGAAGCCCACAGCUUGGACGAUGGCGUGAAUGCUGGGGGAGCAGGGGUUUAAAACCACAGCGAACCACACAACAGAACCUGCAUCACGAUGCCGAUGGGACAGCAGUGAGGAGAGAAGGAGGGAUUUGGGGCCAGGACAGGAUUCAUAGCACUUCCUUCAUCACAUGAGCAUCCUGAUAUUUUAUCGGGGUCCUUUCACCCCAACUCAGUGGGACUGGGGAGUAUGUGACUUUCUGGAAGAUUCUUUUCCAAGUCAGGUAUAAAGAAAAGUGGGGUGGGGGGUGCUUGGAAGGAAUAGUAUGUGUGAGGCAGAUACCGCCCCCCAACCCGGGGGCCAUCACCUCCCUAGCAACACCGAUGGCUCAGAGCCCUCUUUGGCGCCCUCCCACGCUCUCUGGAAUUAAGUGUGCUGGCUUUCAAACAAGAAAAGACCUUUCUGGCUGCCAUGCCUCGGGGAGAGUGGCUAGGCCUUCAUCUUUUAGGAGCUUGUUUAGGAAACAUCUGGAGCAGGAUAGGGCAGUUGGCUUUGCACACAGACACAUACAUACCCUCCUCCUAACCCAGAGCUCGGACCUCCAUCCUGGGGGUCUGAGGUCCGAAUAUUUUCUUUCUGCCGGAAAAGAAUCCUGUCUAUAUGCCCCUUAAGGCACGCAUUUGUGGCGCAUGGCAAGAGACAACUAAAGGCUGCUUUUCCAGGCACUCAAAGCCCACCCCAUUUUAUGGAAGACCCAGAGGAGGAGCGUUCCAGACUGUUAGUAAGCAAUGCCGUGUUUGGAAGAGACCAACAAUACAAUUAACGCAACCCUUUUUGUAAAAGCAGAAUCCAAUUUUUGCUUUUAUUUCUAUCUGAUGUUUAUCUAACUCCAACCACGGGUCAUUUGGAAUGAAGAACUCUAGUCAUGAUAUUUGAUUUUAGAACAGACUAUGGUUAUGUGAAAACUAAACGUUUGCCUUUCGUAAAGACUGACGAGAUAUAAAAUCUUUAUUUUAACCCUACUCCCUGAAACUGGCCAGGCCAUGGCCCAGGAAUUCAUAUUGGCUGUUGGAGGGAGAGAAAAGCUGUUGAUUUUUUUUUCAGGAUACCAAUGUCUUACUUCUGUCUUAGUAAUGCAGCCCCCGUAACCAUGUUUUAAAAGUUUAUUUUAGCCUAAAGACGGAUCGUACGAGCUCGACAACGUCCAGUGUGAUUGAAAAGACAGGUCGGUGUCUAUCUUUCUUUUUGAAAUAUCUGAAUGUGUAUUUGUAAAAUGUAAAGGUUAAAAAAUUAAUAAUAAUAGUGCCAAAAAUGUACCGGGCAUCUCAUUUCAGUCCAUACAUGUCUGUUUUUAUAAGCUCGAUAUUAAAACCCAUUGGGAUUAAAUAUUUUUGAACAGGAUACAACCUUGAGAAACUCAAGAAUGGACUGAUCCUUCUUCCCACAAGCCGCUCUUUGUUUUUAAAACAGUGGGGAACUACGUUUACAGAGAUUUCGACCUUCCAAGAAUGCAUGUGAUGGCAUGUAUUACAUGCUCCUUUGUGUCAGCUGUAUCUGUCAGCUACCGCCCAGUGCUUUAAAAAUGCACACACUCAACCCUCUCCAGCUUGGAGCUCAUCCUUUUGGGUUUUCUUUUGAGGGGGGUGGGCAGAAGGGGUGGAAUUAUUUAGCCAACAUAACUAUUCCGGUCGCUACUUGAUGGCGAUGCUUACUUAGCUCCAUUGACACGCUUGAAAUAUGGUCUUUCGAAGCCAGAUCCUUGGAGAACUUGGAACUUCAGGCUGAAAGCUGUGGGAACUGCCAACCAGCCCAGCAGGAAGUACAGUGACUACAUCAUCAGGAUGGUUGUAUAAGCAGAAGUGACUUAGCAAAUAUAUGGGUAGAUUUAGGCUGAGGCACGAACCUUGGGCGAAAAUGACCUUCUCUUGGGGCAAAUCCAAGGGGGAUGACUUUCCUGUGCCCUCGGGUGGGCAUGGCGGGUCCUUCGAGGUCAGAUACCGUGGAGUCGUUCAGCAUCUCCGAAGGGAAGCUUUCUCCUGGGAAAUUUUCAUUUUCAUUUUAUCCCCAAACGGAAUAAAAAGCAAAACGAACUUUCUAAGCUAGAAUAAUGAAAUGAAGUCAUUUUCCACUUUGUAUAUAUUGAUGCUAAUAAAACAAAUGAAAAAGAGUCAA